This is a messenger RNA of Thlaspi arvense, 216 nucleotides long. Lineage: Eukaryota; Viridiplantae; Streptophyta; Magnoliopsida; Brassicales; Brassicaceae. The record is from the annotation of a GenBank genome assembly.
AUGAAGGGCAACCGAAAAGCUGCGAAAUUCGCAAUGAUGGUUUCCGUGGCUACGUCGACGGUGAUUGGCCUCUUCUUCUGGUUCUUGAUUCUCAUCUUCCACAACGACCUUGCCCUAAUUUUCUUCUCCAGCAAACCGGUCCUGGAAGCAGGGUUGCUGUCGGAUCGGGAUGGCAAUCUUACCUUGCCUACAUUAAUCUGGGCUGUUACUAUCUGA